AUGCUGUUGUACCCAGCCCUCACAUUCAUCGUAUCUCUUAUUGCUGUGCCCUGUUGCCAUGGUGGCAAGAUCCUGGUGUUCCCGGUGGACGGCAGCCAUUGGGUGAACAUGAACAUCCUCAUUAAGGAACUGCAUGGGCGGGGUCAUGACAUCACAGUGGUGCGCUCCCAGACCAACAGGUAUAUCAAAGAGAAGUCACCCCAUUACACUUCCAUCACUGUCACUCUACCUGCAGGCUUGAACGUCCAGAGUGAAGACUUCAUAGCCUCAUUCUUGAAGAAAAUGCUGGCAUUCCGAAGAGAGGCUUCCCUGCUUUCUUUAAUCUCCAUUCAAAUGGAGAACGUUGACUCACUUUCUGAACUAAACAGAGGGAUGGGCCAGAUGAUAGUCACCAUGUUUGAAGAUCAGCGCUUCAUGAAGAAGCUCCAGGAUGUCCACUUUGAUUUGGUCCUCACAGAUCCAGGGUUGCCAGGAGGAGUUUUUCUGGCCCACUACCUUAAACUGCCUAUGGUAUUCAAUGUGCGUUGGCUUACAAGCGGGGAGGCUCAUUUUGCUAUUGCUCCCUCUCCUAUCUCCUACGUCCCUGCUCCAGGAACAGAGCUCUCUGACCACAUGGACCUUAUUCGAAGAGCCCAGAACAUGCUCCAAUACAGCAUAAACCUCUAUGUAGAAAAAUAUGUGAUCAGUCCCCAUUACGAUGACCUGUGUGCUCGUUACUUUGGCCCAGGUGUGGACCUCUACAGUCUCCUCCAGUCUGCAGACCUCUGGCUUAUGAGGUCCAACUUUGUCUUUGAAUUCCCACGCCCCACUAUGCCUAACAUUGUCUACAUAGGCGGUUUUCAAUGCAAACCUGCCAAGCCCCUACCUCAAGACCUAGAAGAGUUUAUGGAAAGCUCUGGAGAGCAUGGUGUGGUUGUUAUGUCCUUGGGAACUCUGGUAAAUGGUCUUCCAAGUGGGCUAACAGAUAAGAUAGCCUACGCUUUCUCGCAGCUCCCUCAGAAAAUCAUCUGGAGGCAUUUGGAAGAAAGGCCUUCUAGCUUGGGCAACAACACCCUCUUGGUCAAAUGGAUACCCCAGAAUGAUCUCCUGGGACACCCCAAGACAAGAGCCUUUGUGACACAUGGGGGCACCAAUGGGGUGUAUGAAGCCAUUUACCAUGGCGUGCCAAUAGUAGGCCUUCCACUGCUCUUUGACCAGUUUGACAACCUCCUCAGGGUGCAGGUGCGAGGGGCAGCCAAGGUUCUGGAAGUCACCACCCUGGGCAGCAAGGACUUCCUCCAGGCCCUGAAGGAGGUGCUCGAGGAGCCUUCCUAUCAGAAGAACAUGAAGAGGCUUUCCAGCCUCCAGCGAGAUCAGCCUAUCAAACCAAUGGACAGUGCCCUCUUCUGGAUCGAGUAUGUCAUGAGGAACAAAGGCGCCGCUCACCUGCGCACAGAGUCUUACAGAAUGCCCUGGUACGCCUACUACUGUGUGGAUGUUCUAGUGGUCUUGCUGGCUGCUGUGUUAGUCUUCAUAGCAGCUAUCAUAGGCAUUGUCAGAUUUCUGUGCUGCAGAGUUUGUAAGAAAAGAAAAAUAAAGCAUGAGUAA
This is a messenger RNA of Polyodon spathula (Mississippi paddlefish), 1587 nucleotides long. Its product is annotated as UDP-glucuronosyltransferase 1-2-like. Gene Ontology annotation, molecular function: UDP-glycosyltransferase activity. The transcript has 2 exons. The record is from RefSeq and is a predicted model, not a curated record. The coding region runs from base 1 to 1587 and encodes 528 amino acids. Lineage: Eukaryota; Metazoa; Chordata; Actinopteri; Acipenseriformes; Polyodontidae.